UUGCUGCAGCAGCUGCUCGCGGAGUAGGUCUCGUCACUGCGGCUCUCUGCAGUCUCUGGCCCGUUCCUUCAGAACCGGUCACAGCAGCCAUCGCCGCCCUCUGCACCCCAGCCCAGGCCGCCCCUGCUUCAGUCCGGCUCUCCCAAACUCAGCACCACCUUUUAUCCACCCAGCGCCCACCGUCGCUCCCGCAGUUCGGCCAUCACUGCUCAUUCCACCUCUGCCCUCGCCACGCCACUUCUGAUAUUUUGGUGAGUCUUUUCCUGAGGAGGUGAGAUCCAAUCUCGGUGAUAGCCACCUUAGGCGUGUCCAAUCCGUUGAAAAAUGGCCGAGUCAGCCGACUGCAAGGAACUGUCAGGAUCCAGUCAAGAAGAGGCUGACAGUAAGAUAAUAAUGGAGGGAGCUGGGGAACAUCAGGAAUGCGGUGAAGGUGCUGCCGCUGGGCCUGGAGAUGAUGGGGAGCGCGGUGAAGAAGCCGCCGCUGGGCUGGGGGAAGAAGGGGGAAAAGGUGAAGAUGCUGCAGCAGGGUCCGGGGAAGAAGGGGGAAAAGGUGAAGAUGCUGCAGCAGGGUCCGGGGAAGAAGGGGGAAAAGGUGGAGAUACUAAUGAGGACUCAGAUCCAGAUCGUCCGAAGGUCAUCGGUUAUCUUUUAGAUACAGACUUCGUUGAAAGUCUACCUGUGAAAGUUAAGUACCGAGUGUUAGCCCUUAAAAAGCUCCAAACUAGAGCGGCCAAUUUAGAAUCCAAAUUCCUGAGGGAAUUUCAUGACAUUGAAAGAAAGUUUGCUGAAAUGUAUCAACCCUUAUUGGAAAAAAGACGACAGAUUAUCAAUGCCAUCUAUGAACCUACAGAAGAGGAAUGUGAAUAUAAAACAGACUGUGAGGACUAUGAUGAUGAGGACAUGGAAGAAGAGGAAGAUAUGCAUGGUAAAGAGGAAGGCAUGGUACAUGAGUAUGGUGAUGAGGAUGAUGGUUAUGAGGACUAUUAUUAUGAUUAUGCCAUUGAGGAGGAGGAGGAGGAGGAGGAGGAAGCAGAUGAUGACACCGAGGCCACUGGAGAGGAGAAUAAAGAAGAGGAUCCUAAGGGAAUUCCAGAUUUUUGGCUGACUGUUCUAAAAAACGUCGACACACUCACUCCUUUGAUUAAGAAAUAUGAUGAGCCUAUUCUGAAGCUCCUGACAGAUAUUAAAGUGAAGCUUUCUGAUCCUGGUGAGCCUCUCAGUUUUACACUAGAAUUUCACUUCAAACCCAAUGAAUAUUUCAAAAAUGAACUGUUGACAAAGACCUACGUGCUGAAGUCAAGGCUAGCAUAUUAUGAUCCCCAUCCUUAUAGGGGAACUGCGAUUGAGUAUUCCACAGGCUGUGAGAUUGAUUGGAAUGAAGGAAAGAAUGUCACUUUGAGAACUAUCAAGAAGAAGCAGAAACAUCGCAUCUGGGGAACAAUACGAACUGUGACUGAAGAUUUCCAGGAUUCAUUCUUCAAUUUCUUCUCUCCUCAUGGAAUCAGCUUAAAUGGAGGGGAUGGGAAUGAUGAUUUUUUACUUGGUCACAAUUUACGUACUUUAAUUCCACGAUCAGUAUUAUUUUUCUCAGGUGAUGCACUUGAAUCUCAGCAGGAGGGGGUAGUUAGGGAAGUUAAUGAUGCAAUUUAUGACAAAAUUAUUUAUGAUAAUUGGAUGGCUGCAAUUGAGGAGGUUAAAGCCUGUUGCAAAAACCUCGAAGCAUUAGUAGAAGACAUUGAUCGCUAAAGCAGAGUAUAUAUGGCCAGGAAAUUACCUGCCCUAGAGCUAUUUACUCAAGAUAAAAGAAAUUACAUUUCGUGGUCUGUAUUUUUCUCGUAGUGUCAGUUAAAACAUCUCAGAAGUAUAAAAAGGUCAAAUACUAAUUAAUUUGACAUUGCAUUUUAAUAAUAGAAUGUUUUCACAGACUGGUAAAUGAUUUAAGACAUUAAUACAGUGUUGUGUAGUUUAAUCCUUCUGAAGUCCUUUUGUCAUGUAAUCAUGAGACUGAAUAUUAUCAGAAAUGCUAAAUAAGAUCAAUAUUUGUUUGGAAAGAAAAUCUUGGGAACCAACUCAAGGGUUUUUGCUGCUAUUGUGUUUUGUAUUUUUGUUUUCCUAGUCCUUUAGCUAGUGGAUUUAAUUUUGUUGUGACUGCUUCAUUUUGCAGUAGAAAUAAAGUAGAAUUUAACAAUUGAAUGCUUAAGAAGAGGCCUGCAUAUGGUUAAGAAUUUCAAGCAAAACCACAUUUAUUGUUAAUAACAGCUUGUGCAUAAGCUCUUGAAUAUGUGACUGUUAUAAAUAUGAAACUUAGUUGUACUGGUAUUAUUAUCUGUAAGGUGUUAGUCACAGUAUUUUCAGAAGUUUGCAAGUAGUGUUAUGUGUAAUUGUGUAAAACAUGAUUGCAGUGUAUAAAUCCUUUUUCCUAUAUUAUAUUGAAUCAUUCAUCCAAAGUGCUCUCUUUACCAUUUCAAAAAGAUAUUUCAUGUUCUUUCACUACAAAAUAAAAUGAAUAAAAAUUUCAGGGUGUUUCAUGUU
This is a messenger RNA of Sciurus carolinensis (gray squirrel), 2532 nucleotides long. RefSeq names its product nucleosome assembly protein 1-like 2. The record is from RefSeq and is a predicted model, not a curated record. Gene Ontology annotation, molecular function: chromatin binding; histone binding. Gene Ontology annotation, cellular component: nucleus; chromatin. Gene Ontology annotation, biological process: nucleosome assembly. NCBI's taxonomy places the organism in Eukaryota, Metazoa, Chordata, Mammalia, Rodentia, Sciuridae.